This is a messenger RNA of Naumovozyma castellii, 3156 nucleotides long. RefSeq names its product potassium ion transporter. NCBI's taxonomy places the organism in Eukaryota, Fungi, Ascomycota, Saccharomycetes, Saccharomycetales, Saccharomycetaceae. The transcript has a single exon. The record is from RefSeq and is a predicted model, not a curated record. The coding region runs from base 1 to 3156 and encodes 1051 amino acids.
AUGACCUUGAAUAGGAGGCUAACUAAUGUCUCCACAUUGUCCAACUUUCAGGCGCUUUACAAGAAGACAUUUGGACAUAAGUUUAGAGAUGCAUUGGACGCCACGGCAACGAAAUUACAACCCAUUUUCAAACAUAUAUUCCCCAAUUUUAUUGCGGUACAUUACUGUUAUAUUAUAAUGGUGACUUUACUUUCCUCAAUCUUGAUGUAUCCGGUCAGGAACGCCAAAUAUAUUGAUAUUUUAUUCUUAUCUGCUGGUGCAACUACGCAAGGCGGUUUGAACACCAUUAAUGCAAAUGAUUUGGUUUUAUACCAACAAAUAAUAAUUUAUAUUACCUGUUGUUUGUCCACACCUAUAGCUAUCCAUGGCUGCUUGGCAUUUGUCAGGUUAUAUUGGUUUGAACGGUUUUUUGAUAAUAUUAAGGAAAAGUCUAAGCUAGAUUUCAAGAGGAGGAGAACUCAAACUUUAAUACAGAGAGACCUCACAGCACAAAUGAAUUCAAGAAACGCAUCGUCGCAGUUAUCUGCAGCUGAGGGAAAGUUUAAGAGAGUGAGAAAGCCAUUGCAUUUUAUAAAUAAGGGAGCCAAGAGAUUAGACCCAAGAAAUUAUACCCCGAACGAUUAUGAAGACUUUCAAGAUAAAUUGUUUAGUGGGAAAUUAUUGCAUAGAAGAGAAACUGAUUUUUCAAAUAUUCAAAGAAUGAAACAAAAUCAAAAUCAGGGUCAAAAUCAGGAUCAAAAUCAGGAUCAAAAUCAAUAUAUUGAUAAAUCGACAAGUUCAUCGUCAUCAUCAUCAUCAUCGGUGGGACAAUCUGACGAAUCAUCUAUUGUUUCCAGCGAAUUUCAACAGGAACCAGCAUCACCAAGAGAAAGAUUUGUGGGAAGGAGAAAGUCAUCAGAUAUUAGACCAGAUGACAUUUAUAGAUCAAUAAUAUUGAUGCGGAAUCAACAAGAACUUGAAGAAGAUCGAGAAAAUGAUGAGCAAUCUGCUACCCUUCCCCCUCGUAAUGAACAAGACAACACAGUGGGUGAAAGAGACUCAUUGCAGGCAACGAGCAACAAUUCUGAAGAAAAUAUCAAGCCUGUACGAGGUGAACCCACAAUCCAAUUUGAUAUUGUUAAACCACCAAGAAGAAACCUACCAAGCAAAGGAAUCUCUAAAAAUCUGUACGUUAAUCAUCCUAAAGAGAGAGUUUCACAAUUUCCAGGAGUGUCCUCCAAAAGACUCCGGAGAAACAAGGAGUACACACCAUUAAGGCUCCGCCAGCAUCUAUUAAGUAAAAGACGUCAAAUUAAAAAAACGUCACGAAAGAACUUUUCACUGACACCACGAGGUCAAACCAUAAACUUUCAACCAUUCGGGAAUGAAGGACUGACAACUUCAUUUAUCCUACGUAAACAAUUUACGGAAGAUGCCAGUCGCGGUGGCACUGUCACUGAUUCAACAACAUCAAAUACCCCAGCUCCUUUCAAUCCUGAGAAUCCUAACGAAGUAAAUAAAACAUUAGCGUCAGCCCCACACCCGUUGAGCAACACUUUUGAUGAAGACGGUGAUUUAGGUACAUUAGAUACCUCCAUGACGGAUAAUGAAGACUAUUCACUCCAUUUCGACGAAUCUGCAUUUGAAUCACCCAUAGCUGAUAGACCGCUCUCCAGGACGAUGACAACAAAUUAUUUAUCUUGGGAACCCACAUUGGGUCGUAAUUCAACAUUUUAUGGAUUAACAAAGAAACAAAAGGAGGAAUUGGGUGGUGUGGAAUAUCGAGCCAUAAAAUUACUUUGCACCAUAUUAGUAAUAUAUUAUUUGGGAUUCCAUAUCAUGUUCUUUGUUAUGUUAGUUCCCUGGAUAUGUCUCAAGAACCAUUACGGAGCUCUUGUAAGACGUGACGGUGUUGCACCAGCAUGGUGGGGUUUCUUUAUGGCGAUGACUGCAUUCAAUAAUUUUGGACUUUCAUUAACUCCAGAUUCCAUGAUCUCCUUUAAUGAAGCAAUAUACCCAUUGUUGUUAAUGAUGUUCUUUAUGGUGAUUGGUAAUACGGGGUUCCCCAUCAUGUUAAGGUUUAUCAUAUGGGUUUUAUUCCACUUGUCGAGAGAUCUAUCCUCUUUAAAAGAGAGCCUUGGGUUUCUAUUAGAUCAUCCUCGUCGAUGUUUUACAUUGCUAUUUCCCAGUCCGGCCACAUGGUGGCUUGUAUUAACAUUAGUGGUACUUAAUGGGGCAGAUAUAAUAUUAUUCAUCAUAUUAGAUUUUGGUAAUGAGAUUUUGAAACCUUUAUCACAUGGAUUUCGAUUCCUUGUUGGAUCAUUCCAGUCCUUCAGUACUAGAACAACUGGUCUUUCUGUGGUGGAUUUGAGUAAAUUGCAUCCUUCCAUUCAGGUCUCCUAUAUGUUAAUGAUGUAUGUAUCAGUGUUGCCCCUAGCAAUUUCCAUUAGAAGAACGAACGUUUACGAGGAACAAUCUUUGGGGGUAUAUUCAAGUAGAGAUAAUACCGAUGCAGAUGAGGCUGAGAAUGUAGAUGCACAUGACGAUGAUGAUGAAGAUAGGGAAGAGGUUGGUGGUGGUAGUACUAGCAGUUCCAAAGACGAGGAAUCGUCCAUCGGUGAAGAACCGAAACCAAUCAAACGUCCUACAAAGAAGAAGGAGACCACUAGAUCAUUCAUUGGUGAUCAUUUAAGGAAACAAUUGUCGUUUGACUUAUGGUUCUUGUUUCUCGGUCUAUUCAUCAUUUGUCUUUGUGAGAGUGGUAAAAUUCAAGACACCAAUGAACCAGACAUCAAUGUAUUCUCGGUCUUAUUCGAGAUCGUAAGUGCCUACGGUACAGUAGGAGUUUCACUGGGGUACCCUAACACAACCACGUCGUUAUCUGCGCAGUUCACUACGUUAUCUAAGCUUGUCAUCAUCCUGAUGCUAAUACGAGGCCGCCAUAGAGGGCUUCCUUACUCCCUGGAUCGGGCAAUUAUCUUGCCGAGCCAGAGAUUGGAACACAUUGACCACAUUGAAGAUCUCAAGUUGAAGAGAAGAAUGCACCGAGCAGAUACAACAGACCCUGUCACAGGCCAACUCCGGCAAACAGUGCACAGACUCAAGAAGAACAUCCACCUCCUCGGGGAGACACUGUGGAAGCGCAAGAGCGAGAGCAGCAGCACAGGGGAUCAAUGA